GUACUUUUUGUACUCUUUGUUGAUAUCACGAACGUCAAAUAAAACUGUGCGUCUGAUCUGGGAAUAACAUUAUACAAAUACAUAACCUAAUUCAGAAUAACUUUUGAAACCCCAUACUUAUUUAUCUAAUGACUAUACCAAUACUCAGUUUUCGUGGAGACGCACUUAUUUUAUGUAAUGUUUGAAUGACCGUAUACCGCGAAUUGGGUUGUCACAUUUCGGCCACCGUAAAAGAGGGUAGUUGGAGAGUUAUGAUUCCGCUGUUGGUUAUACUAGCAAAUCAACUGUUAGUUGUAUCAGUGAUUAGUAUGAAUAAAGUGUAAUAAAAACUAUACCUGUUUUCACUGGUGUUGCACAGAGUGGCAGCAAUGCGCUCCUUGAGUUAUGUGCAGCGGGUUGAGUUAGACUUUAGCGGUAGUGUUUUUCCUCAUGCUGUCUGCUUAGGAGACGCUGACAACGACACGCUAAAUGAGUUAGUUGUGGGAGAUACUAGUGGGAAGCUGUAUGUGUACAAGAAUGAUGAAAGCAAGCCCUGGAUUACACGUAGUUGUCGAGGAAUGGUGACUUGUGUUGGAGUUGGAGAUGUAUGCAAUAAAGGGAAGAAUUUAGUGGUGUCAGUGAGUGCAGAAGGUUGGUUCCACCUCUUUGAUUUUAGCCCGCUGGCAAUGAAAUCUGAAACUUCUAGUUAUCACGAGGUUCAAUUUGGAGAUGAGCAGAAGCCUUUAUUCACUCAGCACAUCCCUGCUAAUACAAAGGUUAUGCUUAUCAAAGAUAUUGAUGGAGAUGGAAAGAGUGAGCUGGUAGUAGGAUACACUGACAGGGUUGUUCGAGCGUUCCGUUGGGAGGACAGCUUUGAUAGUCCUGAUCAGAUUGUUGGACAACUAGUGCUGCUUAAAAAGUGGCUUCUUGAAGGCCAGGUUGACAGCCUAUCUGUGAAUCCAGGUAUUGAUGGGACGCCAGAUCUAAUGGUGUCCCAACCAGGCUGUGGAUAUGCUAUUCUUCUGUGCACUUGGAAGAUGGACAGCUCUUCUUCACAAGAAGCAGAAGCCAGUUCUGCACUGAGCAGUGACAGCCCUGCUCGUGAUGUCAUUCUUCAUCAGACUUCUGGCAGAAUUCACAACAAGAAUGUAUCUACUCACCUGAUUGGUAGCAUUGGACAAGCAAUGAAAGAAGACUCUCAAAAAUCUGGCCUGUUUGCUCUUUGCACUCUAGAUGGGACAGUGAAGUUGAUGGAAGGAACAGACAAGCUGUUGUGGUCAAUGCAGGUAGACCACCAGUUAUUUGCACUAGAAAAACUGGAUGUUACUGGCAAUGGGCAGGAAGACGUUGUAGCCUGUGCUUGGGAUGGCCAGACGUACAUAAUUGACCAUAACCGAUCAGUGGUGAGGUUUCAGGUUGAUGAGAAUGUCAGUGCUUUCUGUGCAGGUUCAUAUGCCUGCAAAGAUGGUAAAAAUAGUCCAUGCUUGGUCUAUGUCAGCUUCAACUAUAAAAUAUACGUGUACUGGAGAGUGGAGCUUGAGCGGAUGGAAUCAACUAAUCUUGCAAAAGUGCUCGAGGCUAAUCCUGAGUUCAGAGAACUCCUGCAGAAACUAAAUAUUGAUCCUAAUGAUGGUGCUGCUGUCAGAGACCUGCUGCACAACACACUGUACUUUCCAAACAGACAGAAAGAAAGUGACGUUUCCUGAAGAGAAUCAUUCAUAAGGAUCCAGUCAUAAACUACUGAAUGCCAAUUUUUUAUAAAUUUGAGAAUAAAAAAGCAAACUUUACUGGACAAGCACUUGUAUGAAAAACAGAAUGCAGCAUCUAUUCAUCAGCAUCACUUAAUCUUUUUUAAAGAUUUAUGUUAUUUGCUGUAGAUGCACGUUGUAAUAUUUGCUGAAUAAAAUGUAUUAAAUAUAA
This is a messenger RNA of Protopterus annectens (West African lungfish), 1899 nucleotides long. RefSeq names its product integrin alpha FG-GAP repeat containing 2 (gene ITFG2). Gene Ontology annotation, biological process: regulation of TOR signaling. The record is from RefSeq and is a predicted model, not a curated record. The transcript is spliced from 12 exons. NCBI's taxonomy places the organism in Eukaryota, Metazoa, Chordata, Ceratodontiformes, Protopteridae. The coding region runs from base 369 to 1685 and encodes 438 amino acids. Gene Ontology annotation, cellular component: KICSTOR complex.